AUGUCAAAAGUACCAGCAAUUUAUCAAUUGGGUCAUUUACCAAUUAAAGAUCAUAUUUUCUCACCAGAUCGUUCAGUAUUAGCAAUUACAAAAGAAAAUGAAAUUGAAUUAUAUAAGAUUAACAAAUCAAAUUUAUCUCAAAAACCUCAUUUAAUUACAACUUUGAGAGGUCAUGAUAAAACAGUUACAAGUAUAGAUUUCUCACCAGAUGGAACCAAGAUAUUAACUUGUUCACAAGAUAGAAAUGCCUUAGUUUGGGAAAAACCACCAGGUGAACAAGAAUAUAAACCAACAUUAGUUUUGUUAAGAAUCAACAGAGCUGCAACUGUUUGUAGAUGGUCACCCGAUGGAUUAAAAUUUGCCGUAGGCUCAAGUGAUAGAAUCAUUGCUAUUUGUUAUUAUGAAGAAGAAAAUGAUUGGUGGAUUUCCAAGCAUUUGAAAAAACCAAUCAAGUCAACAAUAACAAGUUUAGAUUGGCAUCCAAAUGGGAUAUUAUUAGCUUCAGGAUCAACUGACGGCCAUGUUAGAGUAUUCUCAGCUUACAUCAAGGGAAUUGAUUCCAAACCAGAACCUUCAGUAUGGGGUACUAAAUUACCUUUCCAAACACUUUGUGGAGAUUUUACAAAUGAAACUUUGGGUUGGAUUCAUGGAGUUAAAUUUAGUCCUAAUGGAGACGCAUUAGCUUGGGUUAGUCAUGAUUCUUCAAUUGGAAUAGUUUAUCCACAAGGUGAAGGUUUAGAACCAAAAUCAAUUUUGAAUUUGAAAACUAAUUAUUUACCUUUUAAAUCAUUAGUUUGGUUAUCUGACGAUUCUUUGGUUGUAGGUGGAUUCAAUUGUAAUUUAGUAGUUUACAAAGGUAACGAAUCAAAUUGGGAAGAAUCAUAUCAAAUAGAAGAACAAAAAGAUUUGACUAAAGAUACAACCACCACAAAUGAAGAAGAUCAAGAAAUUUCAUCACAUCAAGCUUUAAAUAUGUUUAAACAAAUGGAUUUAAAAGGUAGAGCAAAACCUUCUAACAAGGUAAGUGGUGGUGGUAAAGCUUUAAGCACAAUUCAUCAAAAUACUAUUUCAAGUAUUAAGAAUUUUUCAAGUGAUAAAGUUUCAACUUCUGGUAUUGAUGGUAAAGUUGUUAUAUUUAGUGUAUAA
This is a messenger RNA of Lodderomyces jiufengensis, 1146 nucleotides long. RefSeq names its product Arc40p (gene ARC40). Lineage: Eukaryota; Fungi; Ascomycota; Pichiomycetes; Serinales; Debaryomycetaceae. The transcript has a single exon. Gene Ontology annotation, biological process: Arp2/3 complex-mediated actin nucleation. The coding region runs from base 1 to 1146 and encodes 381 amino acids. Gene Ontology annotation, cellular component: actin cytoskeleton; Arp2/3 protein complex. The record is from RefSeq and is a predicted model, not a curated record. Gene Ontology annotation, molecular function: actin filament binding.